AAAGAUAUUAGAGUUGUGUACCUUUCGACCUUGAAAUUCAAGGACGCUUGUGCCCGGGUGUUCGGUUUAUAUUUCGUCCUAUCUACCGGUGUUAUUACAAGAAAAUGAUAGCUUCAUCCGCAAGGCUUGCCAGAGCAGCAGGUGGUUCAAGAAAUUGGCUGCUGGGCGUCCUCCGAGGCUCUAGUUAUGGAACUGCAUCGGAGGCCAGCUUCCAGGUGGAGUCCUACAAGCUGCACAAACUCGAGCAGGGUCCAUCCACAUCUGUCACACUGUCCCGGGACGAUGGCCUCAAGAUGUACAGACAGAUGCAGACUGUUCGUAGAAUGGAGACAAUGGCUGGCAACCUUUACAAAUCUAAAAUCAUUCGUGGUUUUUGCCACCUCUACUCAGGCCAGGAAGCUGUCUGUGUGGGUAUGGAGAAUUCAAUGACGCCCGAUGACUCUGUGAUCACCGCCUACAGGGCUCAUGGCUGGACCUUCAUGAGGGGAGUCUCAGUGCAGGGAGUGUUGUCCGAGCUCACAGGUCGGGUGUCCGGCUGCGCCAAGGGCAAGGGAGGUUCAAUGCACAUGUAUGGCCACAACUUCUAUGGUGGAAACGGCAUUGUAGGAGCACAGGUGCCCCUCGGGGCUGGUAUAGCGUUUGCCUCCAAGUACCGCGGUGACGAGGCUAUUUGUGUCACUCUGUAUGGAGAUGGUGCUGCCAAUCAGGGCCAGCUGUAUGAGACCUUCAACAUGGCCAAGUUGUGGAAUCUGCCCUGCAUCUUCGUGUGUGAGAACAAUGGCUACGGUAUGGGCACCAGCGUGGACAGGGCCUCGGCCAGCACAGCCUACUACACCCGCGGAGACUACGUACCCGGACUGUGGAUUGAUGGUAUGGAUGUCCUGGCUAUGAGAGAAGGAACAAGGUUUGCCAAGGAUUAUGCAUUGAAGAAUGGACCCAUCCUGAUUGAAGCCGUCACCUACAGAUACAGCGGACACAGUAUGAGUGACCCCGGGACCAGCUACCGCCCCCGCUCUGAGAUCCAGGAGGUGAGAGAAAAGCGUGAUCCCAUCACAAACUUCAAGGAUAGGCUGUUGUCUUCAGGUCUUGCCACAGAAGAGGAGCUCAAGAAAAUCGAUACUGAGGUGAGGAAGGAGGUUGAGACGGCGGCAGAGAAGGCCAAGACGGAUAAGGAACUUCCCCUGGAGGAGCUGUACAACAACAUCUACGUCGACCCCCCUCAGGGCAUGAAGAUCCGUGGUUGUGACCCAACCAUCAUGGCCUCCACCCGGUAGAAGGAGGGUGGUCUUUUAUGUCUGUAGAGCUCAUACGGUGGAGUGUGUCUCUCUCUGUUUGACAUGAUCAUAUUGUACAUUGCCUGGGUACUAAGCCCUACAGCUCUAACAUCUGAGAGAGUCUCACUCCUAACAAGGUGCCUCACACCGGGGAAUGUAGGAAUCGUGGUGUGAUCGACGUAGUCACCUCUGGUGGUAUAUGUUGGAGGUCUCAUAUCUGGGGAUAUAGGGACUGACCAUGGACUUGACUUAAUGACCUCAUGUUUGAGGUCUUGCACACAUAAUGCCAUGUGAAAUGAAUACUCACUGGAAGAACAUCCUCCUGGAUAGAUGUUCGGACUGUUGCCAUGGUUACUGUAGUAGAUGUGUUUCAGUUGAAGAAUCUGAGGAUGUCUGGGAGAUAUGGUCAUAUAUGGGGACAGGGUGGGUGGGUGGUAUUGUCAUAUAUGGAGGCAUGGGUGAGUGGGUGGUAUGGUCAUAUCUGGGGGCGUGGGUAGUUGGGAUAUUUGUGGCUAAAGCCAGUUAAGGAUACAUCAGCGGGGUAGGUACAUGGGAAUGAUACACAGGAAUUGAUAGCAGGAAUAUUUUAAGGGGUACUCAUUGGCACCAUGUGAUGUAAUUUUCUUUGUAAACAAUAUUGAUUGUUGGGUCAGCGCUUUAGGAUUUGAUGCAUUGAUAGUGCUAUUUCUGACAUACACAAGAGAACAUUAUUCUGUUUUACAGAACUAACACCUGUCCUGACUAGACACUGUUACCCCAUUACUAACACUUGUAUCAUGGUACAAGUCAUAUGAACAGGGAAGCAAGAUCUGCUACUGUACAUCAGGCAAGAAGCCAUGUGUUCUGUCAGUGGUUCUGUGUAGAUGUCAGGGGUCUGUUGGUGUCUAGCGACUACAGACUUACCAGACAACUACAAGGCCUAUAAGUGACACUAGGUAUUGGAGUAUGUAUAAGUUACCACAGCUGUGUAUGUGUUGCAGAAGUGUGAAAUAAAAUAUUUAUCAUGUG
Messenger RNA from Haliotis rufescens (red abalone), 2282 nucleotides. Its product is annotated as pyruvate dehydrogenase E1 component subunit alpha, mitochondrial-like. Gene Ontology annotation, cellular component: intracellular membrane-bounded organelle. NCBI's taxonomy places the organism in Eukaryota, Metazoa, Mollusca, Gastropoda, Lepetellida, Haliotidae. The transcript is spliced from 9 exons. Gene Ontology annotation, biological process: pyruvate decarboxylation to acetyl-CoA. Gene Ontology annotation, molecular function: pyruvate dehydrogenase (acetyl-transferring) activity. The record is from RefSeq and is a predicted model, not a curated record. Bases 105 to 1274 code for a protein of 389 amino acids.